AUGGGUGCUCAAACCCAGAGGUUCAUCUGCCUGUACCUCUGCUACGUCCUCGUGACGUGGGGCUCCGGUCGUCUGUAUCGAAAGAAAAAUAAGAGCAAGAUCUAUCGUCUCUUCAGCGACCUCUUUCAUCGAAUCUGUGAACGGGGAAGAAUGGUGUUUGUAUCGCUCUGCCCGCCCAAACAAAAACAGGAUGGUUCACAGACUAUAAAGAGUGAGCUAGCACUUGCAGAAAAAUUUCCAGAUUUCGAGCGUGGGAGCCGUAUGCAACGCCUACAGAGGUUUCUCACUCCCUCGAGCCAUACCUCCAACGUCAUUCGGAAGGUAUCGAACCUGAGCAUUCGAGGGAGCUUUAAAUCGCCACAGAUGAUUUCCGAGGAGGUUAUGACCACGGAUAUGCCCCUCAGAAACGGCUACUGCACCAGAGGCGGCGACAUGGUUGAACAGAAAGACGGCGAAGGUUUGCAUCCUACCUUGUUUUUUUUUUAA
Dibothriocephalus latus is the source of this 486-nucleotide messenger RNA. The record is from the annotation of a GenBank genome assembly. NCBI's taxonomy places the organism in Eukaryota, Metazoa, Platyhelminthes, Cestoda, Diphyllobothriidea, Diphyllobothriidae.